AUGGGUAGAAAAAAAAGCGAAGAUAAAAUAGAUCUUACCACGAUACAGCCCAUUUCUUUAGACACUAUAUCAGCAACACUUAGAGAGCGUUAUCAAAGCAACUUAAUUUACACUCGCAUAAACUCAUCUGUUCUAGUCUCAAUAAAUCCUUACAAAACGCUACCAAUCUUUAGCGACUCAACUGUACAAGAAUAUGUCGUGGACUACAAAGACACUUCAGGACAAAGAACUGAAUUACCCCCGCAUGCUUUUCAAAUUGCUUCUAAUGCAUACUUUCAUAUGCGAAGAACUAACCAAGAUCAAUCUAUCAUUAUAAAUGGCGAAUCUGGUAGUGGUAAAUCAGAGACUCGUAAACUUUUAUUUAAUCUACUUAUUGCAUUAAGUUCACAUCAAAAAAAAGAAUCAAGAAUUCAGAUUCAAGUUCCCGCUUCUGUAUUCAUUCUGGAAUCGUUCGGAAAUGCAAAAACAUUAAUAAAUAAUAACGCAUCACGAUUUGGUAAUUACACAGAAUUGCAAUUUAAUGAACGUGGCAGGUUAAUUGGUGCAAAGACUCUUGAUUACUUAUUGGAGAAAACUCGUGUUUCAAAUGUGCCUGCAAAUGAGAGAAACUUUCAUGUAUUUUAUUACCUCAUAGCAGGUGCUUCCAAUGAAGAAAAAUCUCAUCUACGCCUGACAGAUGUCUCACAAUAUCGUUACCUCAAUGUAUCUAAAACUACUUCUAGAGCUUAUAACGCAAUUGAAGAUACAAACAAAUUCAAUGAAUUAAAACAAUCAUUAAAAUCUUUAGGCUUCCACAAAAAACAUGUUGCUCAAAUGUUUCAAUUACUAGCUGCAAUCUUACAUCUUGGCAACAUUCAGUUCAAUCAGGAUCCCAACAAACAACAAGAAGCUGCAUUUGUUAAAAAUAUGGACGUGUUGGAAUUGGUAGCUGAUUUCUUGGGUGUGGAGCCUAAUUCUUUAGAAUUGGCCCUUACCUACAAAACCAAAUUAAUCAAAAAGGAAAUAUGUACAGUCUACUUGGACAUUCAGGGUGCCAAUGUGCAAAGAGAUGAUUUGGCAAAAGUUCUUUACUCUUUAUUGUUCAGUUGGAUUGUUGAAUACAUCAACACAAAAAUAUGUCAAGAAAACUUUGCUGGUUUCAUAGGCAUUGUUGAUCUGAUUGGUUUUCACAAUCUGGCUUGCAAUUCCUUGGACCAAUUCUGCAUCAACUUUGCAAAUGAAAAGAUUUAUAAUUUCGUUUUACGACAAAUUUUUGAGGUGAAUAAUGAUGAAUAUACCGAACAAGGAAAUAUCGAACAAGGAAUCGAAGGUACCAUACCAGAUACACCAUACUUUGACAACUCUGAAUGUCUAAAGAUGUUAUCUAAACCUUCAACAGGUUUAAUAUCAAUAAUGAAUGACCAGGCAAACAAAGUACCUCGUAAAACAAAUCAAACAAUGUUGGAUGCUUUCAACAGAAAAUAUUCUAACCAUAGUUCUUAUACUCCUACUUCAAAAAGUUUAAAUGCGUUACCAACAUUUGGAAUACAGCAUUACACUGGUCAAGUCUUGUACGAAACUACCGAUUUCCUAGAAAAAAAUAUUGACAACUUGAGUGCUGAUUUUGUUUCAUUGUUUCGUGAAGGUUCUUCCUACAAUAGCUUCAUCAUUGGUUUAUUUACAAAUAAUGCUGUUGCAACUGAAUCGCAUCCCUAUAAUGAUAAUACUAUUAUUUCUGCUCAACAGUCUGUGAAGCCUAUGAGAGCCCCUUCAACAAGACGUAGAAAAAGUCAAAAAGGUACUGAAACAACUGCUGGCACUGAUGAUGCUGUAACUGCAACUAGAUCGUCAUCCUCAAGGCUAGUUGGUGGAGAAGAAUCAAAGCAACAUACUGUAACAUGCGUUGCUACACAAAUUCAAUCUGCUCUGGAUGAAUUAUGUGAAACUCUUGAGGAAACAACACCUUGGUUCAUUUUUUGUAUUCGGCCCAACAAUACACAACUUCCAAAUCAAAUCGAUUCAAAGGUUCUUCAAUCCCAAGCAAAAUCACUUGGCCUAACAGAGAUUGCAAAAAGAUUACAAGUGAAUUACACUAUCUGUCUAACGCACGAAGAAUUCUUGGAAAAAUAUGCACACAUUUUGGAUUCCAUGGAAAUAGAUCAAUCACAAGAUUCAAAGGCAAAGAUUGAAGCUUCUUGCGCAAUAUUUGGUUGGGAUUACAAUGAUAUGAUUGUUAGGAACGAGAAAACUUAUCUAAGCGAACAUGCUUUGCGUAAUCUAGAAGAUAAUCUUCGUAGUUUGGAUUCAGUACCAAAAAAGAAAAAGAAAAGUGGUGUUAGUUCUGGAGAUAAUCAUUCUCUCAGUGAAAUUGGUCAUUAUCAUCCAUCACCACCAAAAGGUUUUGAUCAACAGUCCUAUUAUUCAAAUGAUGAUCGCUCGAUCGUAUCAGAAGAUGAUUAUUAUCAAGACGAUUCAUAUAGUCAAUACAAUGAAACUGCUUCUGCCUACGGGUCGGAGGUUUAUGCCCCAUCACGUAAUAUGUUUAUAGAAAUGGAAAAGAAAAAAAUGCUUUCUGAGCAAGAAACUGUUCCUGAAGAGGAAGAAAAGCCUAGGAAGAUGACUUCAGCUCGUAUAAAAUGGCUCGUACUUACUUGGAUGCUUACUUGGUGGAUUCCUCCCUGUUUCUUAUCUUGGUGUGGUAGAAUGAAGCGUAAAGACGUACAGAUGGCGUGGCGUGAAAAAGUUGCAUUGUGUAUAAUCAUCCUAUUCAUGUCAUGUGUGCUUGUCUUCAUGCUUGCCGUGUUCGGUGCAAUAAUUUGUCCACGUGCUUUCAUAUUUAAUGAUAGCGAAUUGGCUGACCAUUCUUUUGAGAAUGACAACAAAAAUACAUAUAUAUCUAUUCGUGGAGAUGUAUUUUCACUAACCGAAUUUGCUCCUCUGCAUUUUCCUGCAUUCGUUACUCAAAAAACAUUAAUGUCAUACAGCGGUGCGGAUGCCUCAAUUUUAUUUCCUGUUCAGAUUAGUGCUCUUUGUCCCGGCGUUGAUCAAUCAGUGAUGAUGACAAACGACACUGCCGAUGUAAAUGCAAGAUAUCAUGAUUUCCGUUAUAGCACUGACGAUUAUCGACCCGAUUGGUAUGCUGAGGAAAUUCAGUACAGGAUGAGGAACAAACAUCUUGUUGGUCAAAGAGGUUUUUCAACGGCCGCUGUUCAACUUAUGGCCUUUUCUGAGGGUAAGAAUGUAGCAAUCCUUAAUGACAAUGUCUAUGAUUUGACUGCUUAUGUGAUGGGUGGUAGAAUUUCUACGGGUCCUGAUGGUCCUGUUGCAAAUGUCAACACAGAGUUCAUUAAUCAAUAUAUCGUGGACCUUUUUGUGGGAAGCAAAGGAACAGAUAUUAGCAAACAAUUUAAUGCAUUAGCAAUUAGUCAACAAGACAAAAAUAAUCAAUUGACUUGUUUUAAAAAUUUGUUUUAUAUUGGAAAAGUGGAUCAUCGUAGUUCACCACAAUGUAUAUUCUCUAGAUAUAUUUUACUCGGGUUUACAGGUAUUAUUGUUGGAGUUAUAGCAUUCAAGUUUUUGGCUGCUCUGCAAUUAGGUACUAAACGUGAACCAGAAGAGCACGAUAAAUUUGUUAUUUGUCAAGUUCCAUGUUACACUGAAAGUGACGAUUCAAUGCGUAAAACACUGGACUCUUUGGCUGUUUUGAGAUAUGACGACAAAAGGAAACUGUUAUUUAUAGUAUGUGAUGGUAUGAUUAUUGGAAGUGGAAAUGACCAACCAACUCCUCGUAUAGUUUUGGACAUUUUGGGAGUGGACCCUAACCUAGAUCCUGAACCAUUAAGCUUUUUGUCAUUGGGUGAUGGUGCUAAGCAACACAACAUGGGCAAAAUAUAUUCUGGUUUGUAUGAGUGUAGCGGGCAUGUGGUACCAUAUAUUGUUGUAGUAAAAGUUGGUAAAUCAAGUGAACGAUCCAGACCCGGUAAUCGUGGUAAAAGAGAUUCACAAAUGAUAUUGAUGAAUUUCUUGAACAAAGUUCAUUUCAACACAGAGAUGACACCGUUGGAAUUGGAAAUGUAUCAUCAAAUUAAAUAUGUUAUUGGGGUUAAUCCUAGUUUCUAUGAAUAUAUUCUUAUGGUGGAUGCUGAUACAGAAGUUAUGCCAGACUCGUUGAAUCGCCUGAUUUCAGCAUUCAUUCACGAUACAAAAAUUAUGGGAUUAUGUGGUGAAACAACAUUGUCAAAUGAGAAGAAGUCAUGGGUUACUAUGAUUCAAGUAUAUGAAUAUUUUAUAUCUCAUCAUCUUGCAAAGUCUUUUGAAUCAUUGUUUGGUAGUGUUACCUGUUUGCCUGGUUGUUUCUGUAUGUAUCGUGUACGUACACCGGAUACGCACAAACCUUUACUGAUAAGUAAUCAAGUGAUUGAAGAUUAUUCUGAGAACGUUGUUGACACACUUCAUAAGAAAAAUUUGCUUCAUCUUGGUGAAGAUCGAUACAUGACCACAUUGAUGAUGAAACAUUUUUCCAACUACAAGCUGACAUUUGUGCCAGAUGCAAAAUGUAAAACCACAGCACCUGAACAAUGGUCUGUUUUGAUAUCCCAACGUCGUAGAUGGAUCAAUUCAACAGUGCACAAUCUUAUGGAACUUAUAUUCUUACCUCAAUUAUGUGGAUUUUGUUGUUUUUCAUUGAGAUUUGUUGUUAUGCUUGAUUUGCUUGCUACAAUUAUAAUGCCAGCAACUUUAUUGUUUAUGGGGUAUCUGAUCUAUACAAUUAUUCUAGAUCCAACAACAAUUCCAAUUGCCUCGAUAGUGUUAUUAGGAGCUGUUUAUGGUCUGCAGGCAGUAAUAUUUAUUUUACGUAGGAAAUGGGAACAUGUGGGAUGGAUGAUUGUGUAUAUAUUUGCAAUGCCAUUGUUUUCAUUUUAUCUUCCAAUUUAUGCAUUUUGGCAUUUUGAUGAUUUCUCAUGGGGUAACACGCGUGUUGUGGUUGGUGAAAAAGGAGGUAAGAAGGUAUUGCCAGCAGACGAGGGUAAAUUUGAUCCAAAGAGUAUUCCAAAAAAGAAAUGGUCAGAUUAUGAACAAGAGUUGUGGGAAGAUGAAUCACAAGGUUCAAAGGUUUCAGAUAGAUCGUAUAGAUCAAAGGCUGGUUCGCGCGCUGCUUCUACUCAUGGUUCUUCAUAUGGUGUGGAUACUAUCAAUAAAAUCAGUAUUGUAUUUGUGGAUAAAAAGAAAUAG
Molecule: messenger RNA, 5211 nt
Organism: Entrophospora sp. SA101
Lineage: Eukaryota; Fungi; Glomeromycota; Glomeromycetes; Entrophosporales; Entrophosporaceae
Source: the annotation of a GenBank genome assembly